Nycticebus coucang (slow loris) is the source of this 2886-nucleotide messenger RNA. It is a transcript of the gene DMPK, whose product is annotated as DM1 protein kinase. NCBI's taxonomy places the organism in Eukaryota, Metazoa, Chordata, Mammalia, Primates, Lorisidae. The transcript is spliced from 15 exons. The coding region runs from base 219 to 2111 and encodes 630 amino acids. Gene Ontology annotation, cellular component: cytoskeleton; cytoplasm. Gene Ontology annotation, molecular function: protein serine/threonine kinase activity; ATP binding. Gene Ontology annotation, biological process: peptidyl-threonine phosphorylation; actomyosin structure organization. The record is from RefSeq and is a predicted model, not a curated record.
GGGUUAAGGCUGGGAGGUGGGAGGGAGGUUGGACCAAGGGGUGGGGAGAGAGGAGGAGGCCUCCACUGCAGAGAGAAGUGGCCAGAGAGGCCCACAGGACAGCCAGGGACAGGCAUGCGGCCAGGGUUCUGGGGCUUGGGCAGGGGCUGCCAGGCCCCGUGACGGGAGGACUUCGAGCCCCUGGCCCGGGGAGAGGGCCAUGGUGCUGCCUGACCAACAUGUCAGCCGAGGUGCGGCUGAGGCAGCUCCAGCAACUGGUGCUGGACCCCGGCUUCCUGGGACUGGAGCCCCUACUCGACCUUCUCCUGGGCGUCCACCAGGAGCUGGGUGCCUCCGACUUGGCCCAGAACAAGUAUGUGGCCGACUUCUUGCAGUGGGCGGAGCCUGUCGUGGGGAAGCUUAAGGAGGUCCGACUGCAGAGGGAUGACUUCGAGAUUCUGAAAGUGAUAGGACGUGGAGCGUUCAGCGAGGUAGCAGUGGUGAAGAUGAAGCAGACGGGCCAGGUGUACGCCAUGAAGAUCAUGAACAAGUGGGACAUGCUGAAGAGAGGCGAGGUGUCAUGCUUCCGUGAAGAGAGGGAUGUGUUGGUGAAUGGCGACCGGCGCUGGAUCACACAGCUGCACUUCGCCUUCCAGGAUGAGAACUACCUGUACCUGGUCAUGGAGUACUACGUGGGUGGGGACCUGCUAACACUGCUGAGCAAGUUUGGGGAGCGGAUCCCAGCGGAAAUGGCGCGCUUCUACCUGGCUGAGGCAGUCAUGGCUGUAGACUCCGUGCACCGACUGGGCUAUGUGCACAGGGACAUCAAACCAGACAACAUCUUGUUGGACCGCUGUGGCCACAUUCGCUUGGCUGACUUUGGCUCCUGCCUCAAGCUGCGGGCAGAUGGAACGGUUCGGUCGCUGGUGGCUGUGGGCACCCCAGACUACUUGUCCCCUGAGAUCCUGCAGGCUGUGGGUGGCGGUCCUGGGCCAGGCAGCUAUGGGCCAGAAUGUGACUGGUGGGCACUUGGUGUGUUUGCCUACGAAAUGUUCUAUGGGCAGACACCAUUCUACGCAGACUCCACUGCUGAGACUUAUAGCAAGAUUGUCCACUACAAGGAGCACCUGUCUCUGCCACUGGUGGACACAGGGAUUCCUGAGGAAGCUCGAGACCUCAUCCAGCGGCUGCUGUGUCCCCCAGAGACAAGGCUGGGUCGGAAUGGAGCAAGCGAUUUCCAGAAGCAUCCUUUCUUCUUUGGCCUCGACUGGGAUGGCCUCCAUGACAGUGCUCCCCCCUUUACUCCAGAUUUCCAGGGUGCCACUGACACAUGCAAUUUUGAUGUGGUAGAGGAUGGGCUCACUGCCAUGGUGAGCGGGGGUGGGGAGACACUGUCAGACAUGCAGGAAGGCGUGCCGCUGGGGGUCCAUCUGCCUUUUGUGGGCUACUCCUACUCCUGCAUGGCCCUCAGGGACAGGGAGGUCCUCUCAGGCCCAACACCCAUGGAACUGGAGGCGGAGCAGUUGCCUGAGCCACAGGUGCAAGCGCCCAGUCUGGAGCCUACAGUGUCCCUGCCAGAGGAAACAGCUGAAGUGGCAGUUCCAGAGGCUGUCCCAGCAGCACAGGCUGAGGCAGAGGUGACGCUGCAGGACCUCCAGGAGGCCCUGGAAGAGGAGGUGCUUACCCGGCAGAGCCUGAGCCGUGAGCUGGAGGCCAUCCGCACCGCCAACCAAAACUUUGCCAGUCAACUGAGCGAAGCGGAGGCCCGGAACCGUGACCUGGAGGCACACGUCCGCCAGUUGCAGGAGCAGAUGGAAUUGCUUCAGGCUCAAGGAGCGGAAGCUGUCACGGGGGUCCCCAGUCCCCGGGCUACGGAUCCACCUUCCCAUCUAGAUGGCCCCACGGCCGUGGCUCUGGGCCAGUGCCCGCUGGUGGGGCCAGGCCCCAUGCACCGCCGCCACCUGCUGUUCCCUGCCAGGGUCCCUAGGCCUGGCCUAUCGGAGGCGCUUUCCCUGCUCCUGUUCGCCGCUGCUCUGGCUGGUUCCGCCACCUUGGGCUGCGCUGGGUUGGUGGCCUACGCCCGCUAUCUCGCCCCGGCCUGGCGCUGCCCGGGAGCCGCCUUCGCCCCCUGAACCCUAGAACCCCUGUGUUCCACUCGAGGCUCGUUGAAGGGUUGGGUGGCCCGGACACUACACAGAAGACGCUCCCGCCGCUUUCGGGUUCACACUUCUCCGAGCGUGAACCGGAGCUCAUCUCCCCAGCUCCUGUACUAUGAUCCAGGCCCGCCCCCUGGUGGCCGGGGAGAGAGGAGCCGGGUCCGCGACAGGCGAAUAGGGCUCGUAGGGGCAUUGUAUCCGGGAAUGCUGCUGUUGCUGUUGCAGGGUGGGAUCGCAGACCACUUCUUUCUUCCUACCGGGCUGAGGCCCCGACGUGGAUGAGGAAACUGCGGUCCUGAGAAGGCAGCAGGCCGAGCGUGGCUAUCCAUUUUUCACCCUCCACGCACUCCCACCUACCACCGUCAAACGCAAAUUCCCGUGCAUGCGGUUCUGCUUUCCGGGGAACGUUUUAUUUCCGUGGCAAACGUUCGAAGCGACCUCUGCCCUCUUUCUCGAAAAGCUUUGGCCUUGGCCAGCCCCGCUUUUUCGGGGACUCUUGCGUCUCCCUCCUCACAUGCGCUACUCUCAGAGCCAUAGUAGGCUCCGUCCGCCUUAAGAGGUUUGGAUAUUUAUUGAUCUUGUUUUGUCUUCUAACUCGCUGACAAGCUUCAGGAUCCCUACACCCCAACCCACGUUUUGGAUGCACUGAGACCCCCCGACAUUCCUCGAUAUUUAUUGUCUCUCCCCACCUAGGACCCCACUCCCGACCCUCGCAAAUAAAAAGGCCCUCUCUACUGCUCAAAGCUUGGAA